Messenger RNA from Tilletiaria anomala UBC 951, 1900 nucleotides. RefSeq lists its product as uncharacterized. The annotation marks the transcript as partial. The record is from RefSeq and is a predicted model, not a curated record. The transcript has 2 exons. Lineage: Eukaryota; Fungi; Basidiomycota; Exobasidiomycetes; Georgefischeriales; Tilletiariaceae.
CACUCCAUCGUCGUUGAUCGACUAAUUUCAUCGGGCAUUCCAUCAGGUCAUCAGCAAACAGCAGCCGGUCCUGCUCAGCUAUACCUACAAGUACAGCUCACUCUCCAAUCGUCUCACCUAUUUCACAUUCACAACACAGCUCUCAUCACGAUGAAGUUCACCGCUCAGACCUCCUCACUUGCCCUCGUCGCGACCGCCGGCGCCGUUGCCGCUGCGUCGACACAGCAUGCUGCUGCCAAGCCUUACAGCAAUGAUCUCAUUCAUGUGGAUGAGAAAAUCAUCGACGGCGCUUUGCACAUUCGCUCGCCCGUCCCCAGUGCCCCUGUUGCUUCCGUAAAGGAGAGCGUGAUCGCCGGGAAGAAGGUCGUAGACGUCUUGCCGAGCGGUCCGGCUGCGGACAAGCCUGCUGUCAAGGUAGCCCGCUCUUUCGGCAAACGCAACAACGCCAUUACCACCGCCGGCAUCUUCCACCGUCGCAAGGACGAGAAGUCCUCGCGCCCCGUACUUUCCCACGCUCCAGCGUCGGCACCUCCUGCCGCCGCCCCCGCUGCUCCUUCCACGGGUGACAACGAGGGCGAUGACGCAGACGACGAGCAGGACGGCAAUGUUGCUGACCCCGACACGAUCGAGUCAAUGAAGCGCCGCGCGUCCGUCCAGCGCAACUUGAUUGACAUCAACACGGGCUACCCGGUAAACUCACAUGACUCAGAUGGCUACCUCGUCAAUGCUUGGAUUGCAAACAAUAACUACGGCAGUGCCGCAGUCGACACAGGCAAGAAGAAGAUCAUGAACAACCCCAAAUCUAAGAACCACAAAUCCGGCAGCAACAAGCCGAAGCAGUCCUCAACUAGCAGCAAUCCCAUCGAAGGCGACACGAAUCCGGGCUACUACGGCUCCCUCCUCAACAUUGGCCUUCGCAAGCGUCUCCUGGGUCUCAACCUCGGCGGUGGGCCUUCCAGCAACGGUGCAAACGGCGACAAUGCAGAUGCCACCAAAGCAACCAAGCAUGUAACCGAUGCCAACGACUCUGACUGCGAUGCCGACGACGAGUUGGACGGCAGCAAGGCCACCGCUCCCAUCAACAAGAGGCAGCCUCACGAUUACAACGGUGACGACGAGGACGGCGGAUGGCACCAGAGGGGUCAAGCGCAGAAGGGAAAGCAUGCAACACUUGCUGAGCUCCAAGAUGAGGAUUCGAAGCUUCAGGCCGAGAUCAAGCAGCUUGAGAAUGCUACUAGCAGCAGUAGUGGUCAAGCAUUGAGGUCAAAUGGCUUCUCUCCGCCAGCGCCACAGUCAACGAUCGGCCCCAUUCCCAUUCAUAACAGCAAACGACAGCUGCAGGGCGUGUCGCCCUCUACCUUAGCUCAGCUCGAAGGCAUAAAUGGUGGAUCGAGCGGUCAAUCCGGGCUCAGUGCCGCACAGAAGGCCGCAAUUCAAGCUCUCAGCGCCAAUGUCGGCGGCACCGCGUCCGACACUCUCAGUGGCAGCGGCAUCCCGUCAUCCACCAUCUCAGGCGCUUCGAACAACCCGUAUCUCGGAUCGCUCGAGUCGUCGCUCUCUGGUCUGACGCCCGAGCAGCAGGUCAGCGCCUUGACCAGCGCCCUGACUUCGCUGCAGGCCAAUCAGUACCUCACCAGCCUCUCUACAAGCACGGGACUCUCGCCGCAGCAGCUUCAGAGCCUCCUACCUUCCAGCCUUCAAGGCGUCGGCAAUCUCGGCUCUGCUUCGAGCCAACUUACCAGUUUGCUCGGCCAAGGCCAGAUUGGCGGUUCAACGAGCCCGCUCAGCGGCCUGCUUGGGCAAGGUCAAGGCCAACUUGGCGGUUCAACAAACCAGCUCAGCAGCUUGCUUGGCGGCUCAACGAGUCCGCUCAGCGGCCUGCUUGGGCAAGCUCAAGGCC